GCACUCGUUUGCUAGAAAACAGAAAAGCUAUCAGUGUUAGAUGAGAGAGAGAGAGAGAGAGAGAGAGAGAGAGAGAGCCACCUACAAAGACUCCGAGAGUGAGCAUUUGGAGAGUUCUUCAUAGAAGUCUGCUUCUUGAUGUGCCUUCCUGUGAUUGAGGGAAAGAGAAACCAAUGGCGGGUUCGACGUCUGUGCAGCCGCAGUUCAUUGUCAGCACUGGGAAUCGGAGCUUUUCCAAUGCACCCCUUAUUGACAAUUCAGAUACUGAUCAAAUUGUUGUUCCUAACAAGAAAAGCUGGAAGAACCUGUUUGCAUAUAUGGGUCCAGGGUUCCUUGUUUCUAUUGCAUAUAUUGACCCUGGAAAUUUUGAAACUGACCUGCAGUCAGGAGCAGAAUACAAGUAUGAGUUACUUUGGAUCAUAUUAGUGGCCUCAUGUGCUGCUCUUAUUAUACAAUCUCUAGCAGCCAAUUUGGGGGUUGUCACUGGAAAGCAUUUAGCAGAACAUUGUAAGAAUGAAUAUCCUCGGGUGCCAAACUUCAUCCUUUGGAUUCUUGCUGAAAUUGCUAUUGUUGCAUGUGAUAUUCCUGAAGUAAUUGGUACAGCCUUUGCAUUGAACAUGCUUUUCAAAAUUUCUGUGUGGAUUGGUGUUCUUCUAACUGGGCUUAGCACGUUGGUUCUUCUAGCACUACAGCAAUAUGGGGUCCGGAAGCUUGAAUUCCUUAUUGCUUUUCUUGUUUCUACAAUCGCUGCAUGCUUUUUGGUGGAGCUUGCCUUUGCAAAACCCUCUGCUUCUGAAGUUCUCUAUGGGCUUUUUGUUCCACAACUCAAGGGACAUGGUGCUGCUGGCCUUGCAAUUUCACUUCUUGGUGCCAUGGUUAUGCCGCACAAUCUCUUCCUCCAUUCGGCAUUGGUUCUUUCUAGGAAAAUCCCACGAUCCAUUCCUGGUAUCAAGGAGGCUCGUAGAUUUUACUUGAUAGAAAGUGCCUUCGCUCUCACACUGGCCUUUUUCAUUAAUGUAUCUGUUAUUUCUGUAAGUGGUGCUGUUUGCAAUUCCCCAAAUUUAAAUCCAGAAGAUCAGUCAAAAUGCAAGGACUUGGACUUGAACGAGGCUUCUUUUUUGCUUAAAAAUGUUUUGGGUAGAUGGAGUUCAAAACUUUUUGCAAUUGCUUUGUUGGCAUCUGGUCAGAGUUCUACAAUAACAGGAACUUAUGCAGGGCAGUAUGUCAUGCAGGGUUUCUUGGAUCUACGAUUGACACCAUGGAUACGGAACUUUCUAACUCGAUGCUUGGCAAUAGUCCCUAGUUUAAUUGUUGCACUCAUUGGUGGCUCUGCUGGUGCUGGAAAGCUAAUUAUUAUUGCAUCUAUGAUUCUAUCAUUUGAGCUACCUUUUGCUCUCAUUCCACUUCUCAAGUUCACUAGCUGCAAAACCAAGAUGGGGAUACACGCCAACUCAACUAUGAUUUCAGCUCUCACUUGGAUUAUUGGUUCCCUGGUCAUAUCAAUAAAUAUAUACUACCUUGCAACUGGCUUCAUCAAGAUUCUUCUUAAUGGCCAUUUAGAAGUGGUAGCUGUUGUUUUUCUUGGAAUAUUCGGAUUUUCAGCUAUGGCUGUGUAUUUGGCUGCAAUUGCUUACUUGGUGUUCCGUAAAAACAAGGAAGCUACUCAUCUUCUGGCACUAACAACACCUGAAAGUCGACAGAUGGCCAACGAGUCUUGUGAUACAUCAAUGCAUUGUCUCCCUAGAGAAGACAUAGUAAGCAUGCAGUUACCUCAAAGAAGGUCUACAGAAGAAGUCAAUUGAUAAGUGGUAGGGUAAGAGUGAUUUCCACUGAUAAAUGGUAGGGUUAGUGAGAGUUCAAUAAGUGAGCUUGGGAGCCUUUAUGUAAUUGGGCCUGAGAGCCUUGAUUUGUUUUUGGGCUUCAAACCUUGUAUUAAUAAAUCCUACCAUCUUGCAAAAAAAAAAAAAAAAAAAAAAAAACUCUUGUAUAGGUAACUUACGGAGUUUUUGGCUCUAAGGAGAGUAUCAGCCGAAACUUCUUGGAGCAGAAAAAGUGCUGCUCUCUGAGGUGGAUUUUCCAUGCUAGCAAAGGAAGAAGAAUCUCUUCUUUUGGGUGGUCCAAAACAAGGUGCAAUCUUUGUCCAACUUGGUGUAUUCCUUUGGGAUUUUCUUUCUUAACAUCAUGUGAAGAUUCACUACAAUCCUGGACCGUAUAUAAUUCCUAUAACACGUGAUUAUGUAUGGAAUUAGAAUACAAGGUUGAUCUUGAAUUAAAUAUGUAUGUAAUACAUGGUUAUAGCCAUUAUUAAUUUCAGACUUUUCUUGACUAAA
Messenger RNA from Hevea brasiliensis (rubber tree), 2330 nucleotides. Its product is annotated as metal transporter Nramp1. The transcript has 14 exons. Gene Ontology annotation, cellular component: membrane. The record is from RefSeq and is a predicted model, not a curated record. NCBI's taxonomy places the organism in Eukaryota, Viridiplantae, Streptophyta, Magnoliopsida, Malpighiales, Euphorbiaceae. Gene Ontology annotation, biological process: metal ion transport. Gene Ontology annotation, molecular function: manganese ion transmembrane transporter activity; cadmium ion transmembrane transporter activity. The coding region runs from base 174 to 1802 and encodes 542 amino acids.